AUGGUCCAACCUCAACCGCAUCAUAACAACUAUGAAGAACAUGAAGGGGUGGCUAAUCCGCGAGCAGAAUAUUUGACUGAAUAUCAACCAAGCGCCUAUCAAACGUCCAAAGACCAUCACGAAAAUAAUAUUUGUGGAUUGCCAAGGGGAAUUAACAGCCAUCAUGAUACAGUCCUCAAUCACCAUGAAAAGCAGUUGAUCAUUUCGCAAUUUUGGGACAAGUUUCAUCAGAACAUUGUCGAACAAGCGAGAAAAAAACAAUAA
Naegleria fowleri is the source of this 264-nucleotide messenger RNA. RefSeq lists its product as uncharacterized. The record is from RefSeq and is a predicted model, not a curated record. The transcript has a single exon. Bases 1 to 264 code for a protein of 87 amino acids. NCBI's taxonomy places the organism in Eukaryota, Heterolobosea, Eutetramitea, Acrasida, Naegleriidae.